AUGCACAAAUCAAAUACAGGGCUGCUCGACCCAAAAUGGAAAUUCCGGUGGCAUAUUGUGGUGCUAUUCCUCGCCAUCGCGGUCAUUGUGCUCACGGGCAUCUACAUCAACAUAAGCGCCUUCUUCACCCGACCUGACAUCAUGGCGAUUCCUUUUGCCGUCAAAACACUCGUCUUCAUUGGGUACCAACUGCUCAGCGAACACACGGAGCGGUUCGCCAAGUGGAAGAGCCUAAAAGCGAACUUGAUUUUGAACUGCAUCGAGCCUGUCUUUUGGCUCACCCUCGUCAUCCUCAAGUUCAUGGGAAUCUCGAGGUUUUGCAGUGGGGGCGGUUGCGCUGUGACUUGGAUCAUCACCAUGGUUGCCAUUGCCAUUUUAGUUUUGUCUGUCCAUGUCGCAAUUCUUUCAUUCCGGCAAUACCGCGAGUCGAAGCAGUUUACUCCUCCCCAAUCCGGGUACGCUGGUUCGCUGACUACCGAGGCCUCGGCGCCAAUAUUCACGGAAUCGAAUGAUGGCACGUCCAUUCAGGUUGCUUUCUCAAUCCCUGAACCGUCCCAAAACACCAGAAAAAAAGUGACGAAAGCUGUGAGACGAGCCCACGAGAAAUCCCGGACUGGUUGCCGGACCUGCAAGAGGCGCCGUAUUAAGACCUCGGCGGCAUCCACGCCUCUUAGUGUCCAACUUUCGCCGCCAUCACAAUCUCCCGCCGCUAUCAACAUGAUGGAUCUCGAGCUCAUGCACAACUUCACAACAUAUACCUGCACGACCUUGGCGAGCGACCCAGCAGUCCGGCAGUUUAUGCGGACCACUGCCGUCCACAUGGCUACGAACUGCGAGUACGUUAUGCGUUCCAUCCUAGCCGUGUCGGCCCUUCACCUUUCCAGGUUUCGGCCUCAACACAAAAAGACCUACCUCGAGCGUGCCAUGCAGCACCACCAAGCCGCAACCUCGACGGCCCUCCAUCUCAUGACUGACUUGAGAGCUGAGGAGUGUGAAAGGCUCCACAUCUUUUCCAUGCUCACGGUCUACUACGCUCUAGGAUGCUCCGUCGACGAAGCCGAUCAAGCCCCUGAGAGCCCCCUAAUCCCCCACUGGCUGCGACUCCUGCAUGGCAUGGAACCGAUCCUGGACAUGCUCGAACCGCGAACGUACCGCGGGAUACUGACGCCGCUGUUUGACUUUGGACGGAGAAGAAUGACACCUUUCCUAAGAACAACGCCCCCCAGUGACCCAGGCUUGCUGGCGGACAUCCAAUUUCUCAUUCACCGUCGCUGCACCGACGCCUCUCUUCUCCCCAUUUACGACGACAUGAUUGAGCAACUCCGCCGUCUGCUCGCCUUAAUCUUGACGCCACCCAGUGGCACCGUAGGCGCAACGCCUGUCCGUCCUAAUCUUCAUAGCGAUGAAGAAGGGCCAGUCACUGCACAAUCACCCAACGUGAACGAGUCACCAGCAGCAGAGACUCCCUCGGCAGUACCACCGAUAUGGACGAAACUCGAAGCGUGGGACAUCCUAGUCUGGCAGUGGACGCAGGGAAAGGAUUUCCUCCCGCUGCUCGAGGUGGUCAAUCCGCCACAGGAAGCAGUGGUCAUAUUUGCCUACUGCCUGCUCGCACUGAGGAAGCUGGAGAACCAGUGGUGGGUGGAAGGUUGGGCCGACCAUCUCAUGGGCAAGACGUGGUUGUUGCUGGAUGAGGAACAUCGCCAUUGGGUUGUUUGGGCGACCGAAGAAAUGGGCUGGAUCCCCCCGAGAUGA
Molecule: messenger RNA, 1755 nt
Organism: Chaetomium globosum CBS 148.51
Lineage: Eukaryota; Fungi; Ascomycota; Sordariomycetes; Sordariales; Chaetomiaceae
Exons: 6
Coding region: 1-1755 (584 amino acids)
Biological process (GO): regulation of transcription by RNA polymerase II
Molecular function (GO): DNA-binding transcription factor activity, RNA polymerase II-specific
Source: RefSeq, a predicted model, not a curated record